GGGCCCCUGAGGGGUAGGAGUGAGCCGUGCCCCGGCAGCACAUUCCUCGCCUGUUUCCUUAAAUAGGGAUGAUCUUAUCCCUGUAUCCUGCAUGUGACCGGCUCCGGGCAGCCCUGGUGCAGCUGGAGAGGAGCCCCACGGGCUGAAGAACCCCAGGAUCCAUUAGAAUCAACCCAGGAGCUGCUGCCAACGGGGCAGCUAAGGGAACAAGAAGUGGUGGAUCCAUGGCCUCUGGUCCAUCUGGGGCAAGGGAUGAGGAACCUGGUCCCCUGAGCCGGGAUGGAGGUGGAACAUCCCGAUCCCGGCUGUGCUGCUCCAUUGGAGAUGCCCAUAGGAACCAUGUCAGGAAAGGAAGCUUCCAGCCCAAGCAGCACCUGGAGCACCUGGUGGAGAAGCUGAAGCUCCUGGGUCUGGAUGAAGGCCAGGAGAAGGAGCAGCUCUGCUCAUGGCACAGGAUCCCAUGGGAUGCGGAGGCAUCCAGCUCCGGACAUGAUGGACCAAGGAUUUGUGGAGGUCUUAGCACAGAAGAGCCCAUCCAGGACAAAGGCAGCUCCAUGAAUGAGGAGCAAACACGGAAGGACCUGGAGACGCUCAGGACCCACCGGGAAGCACUUUGGGAACGGAAGGCGCAUGGCGAGAGGCGAUGCCAGGAUUACCUGGCACGGACGGAGCUGCAGAGGCAGGCGGUUGUGUUGGAAUUCCGGCGCCUGCGCCGCUUCCUGCGCGAUCAGGAGCUGAUCCUGCUGCUCCAACUGGGAGAGCUGGACACGGAGGCAAUGGGGAGGCAGGAGCAGGAGGAGACCAAGAUCCAGGGGGAGAUCUCGCUCCUCAAUGUCCUCAUCUGUGCGAUGGAGAAGCAGCUUCAGGGACCUGGGAGCGCAUUCCUGCAGGAUGCCCGAAGUGCUGUGGACAGGUUGGAGAUGGGCAGUUCCCGGGGGAUAACGGACACCUUCCAGGACCUGGAGCAGAAGCUCCAGGUCAUCUCUCAACAGAACUGCGUCCUUAAGGACGUACUGGGGACAUUCCAAGACACCUUGCUAUCAGAACUGGAGAAGGAGCAAGGACCAUCCCCAGGAGGAGAUGGAAGAGCUCCCUUUGUGACCCUGGACCCCUCCACCGCCAGCCCCCGGCUCGUGGUGUCCCGGGACCGCCGGGGGGCGCAGUGGUCGCGCACGGCUCAGGACGUGCCGGGCUCCCCCCUGCGCUUCAAUGGUUCCUGCUGCGUCCUGGGCAGCCCCGGCUUCGCGGCCGGAGCGCACCACUGGGCCGUGGGGGUGGCCGGGGCCGGCGCCUGGGCGCUGGGGGUGGCCCGGGGCUCCGUGCCCCGACGGGGCUGGAUCCCAUUCCGGCCGGAUCAAGGGGUUUGGGCCAUGGGGCGCUGCGGGAGCCAGUUCUGCGCCUUCACCGACCCCGUCACCCCCAUUCCCAGCACCGGCUGGGCCGGGAGGGUGCGGGUGGUGUUGGAUUAUGAGGGGGGCAAGGUGAGGUUUUACCUGGCAGAGGGGGACCCCCCCGUGUUCAUCUUCCCAGCGGCUUCCUUUGGGGGAGAGAGCGUCUUCCCCUUCUUCUGGCUGGGGAAGGGAUCCAGCUUCCGCCUCUGCCCAUGAGGGCUCCUGCUCUUGUUUUAACCUGUAAGAGAA
Molecule: messenger RNA, 1640 nt
Organism: Pezoporus occidentalis (night parrot)
Lineage: Eukaryota; Metazoa; Chordata; Aves; Psittaciformes; Psittacidae
Product: E3 ubiquitin-protein ligase TRIM15-like
Exons: 8
Coding region: 225-1607 (460 amino acids)
Biological process (GO): protein ubiquitination
Cellular component (GO): cytoplasm
Molecular function (GO): ubiquitin protein ligase activity; protein binding
Source: RefSeq, a predicted model, not a curated record